GGGAGACCCUGCUGUUCUUCAAACAUCUGCUGUCUCCUGCUCCUGUCCUCCGUGGCCCUGGGUGAUCGGACAGGUGGGCGGCCCACUGACGCCCUGACGGUGAGCGGGGCACAGCAAAAUGGCUGCCCUCGCCAGCUCGCUGAUCCGGCAGCGCAGGGAAGUCAAGGACCCCCAAGCCAACCGCCAGAUCUCCACCAAACGCAAACCUUGCCCCAAGAGCAACAAGUCGCUCUGCCAGAAACAGAUCCUCAUCCUCAUCUCCAAAGUCCGGCUUUGUGGCAGUCGAGGAAGAAAACUAGAAAAAAGACCCGAGCCUCAGCUGAAAGGUAUCGUCACACGUCUCUAUUGUCGGCAUGGCUUCUACCUGCAAAUGUUACCCGAUGGCACCUUGGACGGCACAAAGGACGAAAACAGCUCCUUCUUGCUGUUCAACUUGAUUCCUGUGGGUCUGAGGAUAGUGGCCAUCCAGAGCACCAAGACAGGACUCUACAUAGGCAUGAACAGCGAGGGCUACCUUUACACAUCAGAACAUUUCACACCGGAGUGCAAGUUUAAGGAGUGUGUGUUUGAGAACUAUUAUGUCACAUACUCCUCGAUCCUGUACCGUCAAACGCAGUCGGGUCGGGCCUGGUACAUUGGCAUCAACCGAGACGGACAGGUUAUGAAAGGAAAUCGGGUCAAAAAGACUAAAGGAGCAGCCCACUUCCUUCCCAAGCUUAUAGAGGUUGCCAUGUACAGGGAACCAUCGCUACAUGAUGUUGCCGAGCAAAGCCCGCCUAGGAAAACGGCCAAAACAUCAGACUCCCCCGUCCAUAAAAACGGCAAGAAAGACCAAGUGCUUCCCGCCCCCACAGCCUCCUAGCGGCAGUAGAAGAAAGUCUUCGUUUGCACGGACUUGCCAUGAACGCCAGCAGUGGCACAGGAGGUCUGGUACAAACAAUGUUUGUAGUCCCUCCAACCGACCCUCAGAACUUUGACAUUUCCAACAACGAAUCAGGGCUCAAAAGACCCUUGCCGACCGGUCUAAUGCCCACCGCACUUCCUUUUGGUCUCUCCUGCUCCUUAAUCAAGGGAAUACCGAGCAAUAAUAACCGCACUGGUCUGGGGUCAGAAUGUGACGGCGUCGCUUUUGUGAGAACAGCAACUCCUAAAAGAAAGGAUCUUUGUCUUCCUCUUCUUUUUUAGUAUUUCAAGAAGAAACACUUCCUCUUGUGAAGCGAUUCGUGCUUGACAUUUAAACCCUCCGGUUCCUUUGUUCAAGCAUUGAUAGAUUCCCCAAAAUCUGUUCUAUUUUUUUUUAACAGAGAUCCCCCUUCAUCUCUAAGCCUUGUUUGUAAUCUCCUCUCCCUUCUCUACCUCUUCUGCACUUUGAUUAGCUUGACACACAGAGGCCAUUUUCCACUUCACAACACAGGAAAAGCCCCGCACACUCUCCCGGGGACCAUUAAGGAUGCCAUACACGCGCACACACACACACACACACACACACCAAAUAACUAAAUAAAUAAAACUUCCCCUCCUCUUAGGAUGAGGAUGUUUAGAGUCAUUCGACCUUAGGCAGUGCAAACCUUUCUCUGCUCAUCGGCUCCUGCUCUGAUGAGUCUGCGGAGGCUGGACGUGUGAGAGUGUGUGUGUGUGUCUAUGUGUGUGUGUGUGUGUGUGUGUGUGCAUGCAGUGAACAGUAAUACAAUAUCAUUUGUAAGAUGACUCAUAACAGAGGCAGUAGGGCGGCAUUAUUGUUUCUUUUUGUUAUGAUAAGUCGUUGUUUUUUCUCAUUGCAAUAUGCCCAGAGAGCAAUAUCGGUACAGCUGCACUCUUUCUCCUCUCUUUUUAGCAUGUGUGCUGCUUUAGAGCAGGGUUUCUCAAAGUAGAUAUGCUGACUACUGAGGCUGCAAGUUUCCCAAAGUUCAUGUCCCUACAUUCAAUUUUAUUCUAUUACAUUUGCCUGAGAGCAAAGGCACUUCACCCAGCCAAAUGAAACAACACAGGUGCUGAAAAGGUCCAAUUGGGCUUCAUUUUCUUUUGAUAAAAUUGAGGAAUUAGACCCGGAGGAGCUCAAAGAGAAUCGUUUUUUUGGAAACCUUGCACGGAGAGUCCAAACAGACCUGUAACUUCUCACCUCCAGAGGUGUUGAGAAUAUCAGUAUGUAAAUGUAAAUGUACCUACCAGGUACCUGAUGACACAUCACACUUAUGCCUUUGCAGUAAUAUUUCUGAUAAUGUUUUCAUGCAUAUCACCUACAUUAUGGAAAUAUGAUUUAAUACUACACUACCAGUCAAAAGUUUAGGGUUGGUAAGAAUUUUUUAAAUGUUUUUGAAAGAGUCUCUUACUCUUACCAAUGCAUUUAUCUUGUGAAAUAUGCAGUGUUUCUUAAUAUUUUGCUGCUUAUUAUCAUGUUACAUUGCUUCAGAAGGCUUUGAUCUGAUCAGUGGAAAAAUUCUGAUUUUUUUUUUUUUCGAGAUUUUUCUUUUCUCACUUAGGAUUAAUUUAAUGCAUACAUUUUUUUUUUUUUU
This is a messenger RNA of Puntigrus tetrazona (Sumatra barb), 2513 nucleotides long. RefSeq names its product fibroblast growth factor 11-like. The record is from RefSeq and is a predicted model, not a curated record. Gene Ontology annotation, molecular function: fibroblast growth factor receptor binding; growth factor activity. The transcript is spliced from 5 exons. The coding region runs from base 119 to 862 and encodes 247 amino acids. Gene Ontology annotation, biological process: fibroblast growth factor receptor signaling pathway; animal organ morphogenesis; regulation of cell migration. Gene Ontology annotation, cellular component: cytoplasm. NCBI's taxonomy places the organism in Eukaryota, Metazoa, Chordata, Actinopteri, Cypriniformes, Cyprinidae.